AUGCAGACGCUGCCGAAUGAAGUUCUAGCCAAGGUUCUAUGUCGUUUGCCUGUCAAGAAUCUGCUCCGUUUAAGAUGCGUAUCUAGAUCCUGGCUCGCACUAAUUAGUAACCCCCUUUUCGUCAAAUUGCAUCUGAAGCGAUCGGCUAAAACCAAGAUCAACCUUAAUCUCUUCCUGAGUUACGAGGGUCUCUGCCGUGUGGAUUUUGAUUCCGUAGAGGAUAGCGGCGAUCUUCUUCAACAGAUGGUGAUAGAUUACAAUCCCUUGAGGCAUCAGGAUUAUAGGACCAAUAUAUGGGGAUCCUGUGAUGGAUUGCUCUGCAUAUCAAAUGUCUACAACUUAUCUGUCUUUUUAUUGAAUCCAUCAACUAGAAAGUUUAUAGAACUACCUUUCAUACCAGUUGAGGUCCCAAAUCUCCCCAACCUUCAGACACAUUGUUAUUAUGGAUUUAGUUCCGAUAACACCAACGACGAUUACAAAGUGGUGAGACUUGUGGUAUUUCGAGACGACAGUGGAGACGCCGCUGAUUACGAGGUUAAUGUUUAUAGUUUGAGAUUAAAUUCGUGGCAUAAAUAUGAAAAGUUUCCCAAUCAAUAUCCGACUUUCGACAGAAUUGGAAAUUCCAUUGCGGGUGGAGCCAUGCACUGGGUGUCAAGAGGGGAGGACGAUAAAUGUUGCAUUGUUGCCUUUGAUUUUAGGACAGGGGAAUACCGAGUAAUUCCAUGGCCUCAGUACCAUGGUCUUAUUUUCAUUUUUACUUUGAGUAGUUUAGGAGGAUGCUUAUCGUUAACUUGUAAUUACUAUUCGGAGGAGGUGGAGGUAUGGUUGCUGAAGGAGUAUGGCGAGGGGAGUGAAUAUUGGUCGAAAUUGAUUACAAUGGAACUAGUUACUAUCCAGGUUGUGAGACCUGUUGCUUAUUCAAAAAGUGGUGGGAAAGUACUGUUGGAGUUGGAUUAUGAGACCCUUGUUUGGUAUAACUUGGAACAGCGGUCACUUGAAGAAGAUAUUAGGUUUCAUUCUACGGAAGAUGUAAUUGAUGCAGCAUCUUGUUUGGAAAGUUUAGUCUCUGUAGAUGUGUUGCGGCGGCUGUAA
Messenger RNA from Impatiens glandulifera, 1092 nucleotides. Its product is annotated as F-box protein CPR1-like. The record is from RefSeq and is a predicted model, not a curated record. The coding region runs from base 1 to 1092 and encodes 363 amino acids. The transcript has a single exon. NCBI's taxonomy places the organism in Eukaryota, Viridiplantae, Streptophyta, Magnoliopsida, Ericales, Balsaminaceae. Gene Ontology annotation, molecular function: protein binding.